AUGAAGCAGUUUUCUUCUGUUCUAGAGAAUCCUUUAGAGUCAAAAUUCAGCUCUGUAUUCAAGGAAUGCAUUGAGAUGAAAGUUCCUAGGUUAUGCAAACAGCACUCAGUAGUCAACUUGAGGGCUCAUGGUUUAAAGCAACCCAGCAUCAUGAGUAGACAAAUGUGCAUUUGGUUAGUAAUUACAUCGUGGAUCAUUGGCUUUGUGCAUUCACCAAGCCAACCAGUUUUGAUUGUCAAGCUGCCUUUCUGUGGACCUACGGCAUUGGAUAGCUUUUUCUGUGACAUACCAUUGGUAAUCAAGCUUGCCUGCAUGGACACCUAUGUUCUGGAAAUGUUAAUAAAUGCUGACGCUGGAGUACUGGCUACCAUCUACUUCAUCCUGUUGGUGACCUCUUACUCUUAUAUUCUGUUUACUGUCUGCCUUUACUCUAAAGAUGGGGCAUCCAAGGCUCUCUCCACCUGCACUGCUCACAUUACAGUGGUGGUGCUGUUCUUUGGACCCUGUAUUUUCAUCUAUCUACGGCCACUCAGUACCACUUGGGUGGACAAAUUUCUUGCUGUAUUUUAUGCAGUUAUCACAGCCCUCCUGAAUCCAGCUAUUUAUACUCUAAGAAAUAAAGAGAUAAAAUAUGCCAUGAAGAGGCUAAGGUGUUAG
This is a messenger RNA of Echinops telfairi (small Madagascar hedgehog), 657 nucleotides long. Its product is annotated as olfactory receptor 4K3-like. Gene Ontology annotation, biological process: G protein-coupled receptor signaling pathway. The transcript is spliced from 2 exons. The record is from RefSeq and is a predicted model, not a curated record. Lineage: Eukaryota; Metazoa; Chordata; Mammalia; Afrosoricida; Tenrecidae. Bases 1 to 657 code for a protein of 218 amino acids. Gene Ontology annotation, cellular component: membrane. Gene Ontology annotation, molecular function: olfactory receptor activity.